ACUUGAGGGCGACUGCCAGACAACGUUUGACCCCUCCCGUGGGUCGCGAGUCGCGACCCACCUGAAGCGAACAGAACACUCCGAUUCUGAUCCGUCGAUGAUCUGACGUUCGUCUUCGGGGGUUCCUAAACAUUGCGCGUUUGAUCAUCGCCGAACACGGAACCGCGUCUUCUCCGUGACUUCCAAGAUCAUGCGGAAUUCACGGGACGAUUGGUGUGCGCGGGCGGCUUCCUGUCACCUGACUCCGUCGCUUCCUAUGUUUGGCUUCCUGCGUGGACCCCGACGGCGCGACGCGGAUCUCCAAAGCCGUUCGGCGUCUGUUUCACGUUUCGAGGGGUCUCGGAGCCGGAGCCGGCGGAGGGGCUGACGGAAACCAAAAAAAAAAAAAAAAAAAAAAGCGACGGACGGCUCGGCGGGGUCGCUUUCGGGGCCUCCUGGAUUCGGAACGUGCCAGGUAAUGGCUUCCAGAUUUCCAAAUGGAAUCGCCCGGAGCUGCACCCGAUUUCCGUCGGUUUCACCCAAAAGCGUGACCUCGCUUUCGGCGUAAAUGGGAGCAGAUAAGACAGGAAGGAGCCAUUCAGCGGAGGAAGAGCAAAGAAGGCGAUACGCACGCCCCCCCUCCCUGACCCAACCCCCCCCCGCCGCGCUCAAGAAUAGAGAAGCCUCAGUCUCCGUCUCCCACGCAAAAACUGGAGAUCGCGGAUCCUGCGCCAUGGCCGACGCGGCGCAGCCGGACCCGGCGGCCUCCCGUUACCACGCGACCCUCCGUCGGCCUCUCGGAGAGACGAGUGCGGCGUGGCGCCGCUCACGCCGUCGCCCUCGCCGCGGGCGGAGGUUCGACCGCGGAUGGCCUGCCCGUUCUCGGUCGUGGUGGCGAUAGACUUUGGGACGACCUCCAGCGGCUACGCUUUCAGCUUCACGGCGGACUCGGAAGCCGUAAUACACACGAUGAAGCGCUGGGAGGGCGGAGACCCCGGCGUCGCCGACCAGAAGAGCCCCACCUGUCUGCUGCUUACUCCCGACUUGCACUUCCACAGUUUCGGCUUUGCGGCGCGGGACUUUUACCACGACCUGGAUCCGGACGAGGCCCGGCACUGGCUCUACUUUGACAAGUUCAAAAUGAAGCUCCACAGCACUUGCGAUCUCACCCUGGCGACGGAGCUGGAGGCGGUCAACGGUCGGAGGGUGGCGGCCAUCGAGGUGUUCGCGCACGCGCUGCGCUUCUUCCGGGAGCACGCCCUCAAGGAGGUGAAGGAACAGAGCUCCUCGGCGCCGGAGGGGGACCGGGUCCGAUGGGUCAUAACCGUUCCUGCCGUGUGGCGACAACCCGCCAAGCAGUUCAUGAGAGAGGCCGCGUACCUGGCGGGUCUGGCGUCCGCCGAGCGUCCCGAGCGGCUCCUCAUCGCCCUCGAACCGGAGGCGGCCUCCGUCUACUGCCGCAAGCUGCGCCUCCACCAGUGGAUGGACCUGAGCCUGCGGCCGACGCCGAACGGGGCGGACGCCGACCAAUCGCCGCCCUUUGACUCCGGCUUCAGACAAGCCAGGGAGCAGCUGAGACGAUCCAGACACAGCCGCACCUUCGUGGUCCAGAGCGGAACCGGAGAGCUGUGGUCCGAAUUGCAGACCGGCGACAAAUACAUCGUAGCAGACUGCGGAGGAGGAACGGUGGAUCUGACAGUCCAUCAAAUUGAGCAGCCUCAGGGGACACUUAAAGAACUCUACAAAGCCUCAGGCGGUCCGUACGGCGCCGUCGGCGUGGACCUGGCCUUCGAGUCCAUGCUCAGGCAGAUCUUCGGAGACGACUUCAUCCGGAGCUUCAAAGUGAAGCGGCCGGCCGCCUGGGUGGACCUGACCAUCGCGUUCGAGGCCCGGAAGCGGACGGUGGCGCCGGGCAGGGCCGACGCCCUCAACGUCUCGCUGCCCUUCUCCUUCAUCGACUACUACAAAAGCCACAGGGGGCAAAGCGUGGAGGCUGCCCUGAGGAGGAGCAAUAUGAACAUCGUCAAGUGGUCGUCGCAGGGCAUGCUGCGCCUUACCCAGGAGGCCAUGAACGAGCUCUUCCAGCCCACCGUCGCCAACGUUGUCCGACACAUCGAGGAGCUGAUGUCAAAGCCGGAGGUCCGCGGCGUGCGUUUCCUCUUCCUGGUGGGCGGCUUUGCCGAGUCGCCCGUGCUGCAGGACGCCGUCCACAAAGCGCUGGGGCACGCGUGCCGCGUCGUCGUCCCGCAUAACGUCGGGCUGACCAUCCUGAAGGGGGCGGUGCUGUUCGGGCUGAACCCCACCGUGGUGCGGGUGCGCCGAUGCCCGCUGACGUACGGCGUGGGCGUCUUGAACCGCUUCGUGAAGGGACGCCACCCUCAAGACAAGCUCCUCAUCAAGGACGACCGGCAGUGGUGCACCGACAUCCUGGACCGGUUCGUGUCCGUGGACCAAUCAGUGGCUCUGGGCGAGGUGGUGAGGCGGAGCUACACGCCCGCUCGCCCGUGCCAACGGAAGAUCAUCAUCAACAUCUACUGCAGCGCCACGGACGACGUCACGUACAUUUCGGACCCCGGGGUCCGGAAAUGCGGCACGGUGACGUUGGAGCUGCCGGAGCCGUCGGCGGCGGGAGGCUCGGGGAGGAGGGAGAUCAGGGCCACCAUGCAGUUCGGGGACACGGAAAUCAAAGUCACGGCCGUCGACGUCGCGUCCAAACGCUCCGUGAAGGCGUCCAUUGACUUCCUGUCAAGCUAAAGCGCGUCAAAACCAACAACCGGGAACUGUGGCUCAACCCUGCAAUUUGGGUGAACUGGAUCGAUUAACCGUCCAGGUUGAAGUGACGUCGUUAAAAGUAACACACCAAGUUGACUUUGCAGGUGCAUUUAUUAAGAAUGGUCCAAUAAAUACGCACACGCGCAGCGCA
Syngnathoides biaculeatus (alligator pipefish) is the source of this 2902-nucleotide messenger RNA. It is a transcript of the gene hspa12b, whose product is annotated as heat shock protein 12B. The transcript is spliced from 15 exons. The record is from RefSeq and is a predicted model, not a curated record. NCBI's taxonomy places the organism in Eukaryota, Metazoa, Chordata, Actinopteri, Syngnathiformes, Syngnathidae. The coding region runs from base 847 to 2733 and encodes 628 amino acids.